AUGGUACAAGAACAGGCAAUUUUGAGCUGCAUUGAGCAGACUAUGGUUGCUGAUGCAAAGGUUAUCAAAGAGGCAGAGCAGCAAUUAUUUGAGUUUCAAAAACAAGCAGGCUUUACUUCUUUUUUGCUCAAUAUAGUGUCUGAUGAGAAUUUUGCGCUAAAUGUUCGUCUUUCUUCUGCUAUAUAUUUGAAGAAUAAGAUUCACAGAUCAUGGGAUACUAAGAGAGAAGAUGGUAUAAAAGCCGAUGAAAAGCUUUCAAUCAAGGAAAGAUUAAUUGAGACUUUAGUUAAAAACUGUGAAAACAACCAUAUUAGGCCUAUCCUGACUGAAACCAUAAAUGGGAUACUUGUUGGUCAGGAGGAUUGGGAUUUAGCACCUGUUAUCAAGAAUCUAUUAUCGAGCGGUGAUGGAUCAUACGUUUACCCUGGAUUAUUGCUGUUGUUCCAACUUUGUAAAGCUCACAGAUGGGAUAUGGUUGGAUCAAGAGAUUAUAUAGAUUCUGUGAUUGAGGAACUUUUUCCUAUUGUGGAAGGGAUAGCUUCUAAUAUCGGUAGCCAAACAGAUUACAGAUCCAACGAAAUACUGUACCUAAUUUUGAAGUCAUUCAAAUAUGCAUGUUUGAACAACUUGCCUCAAUACUUCAGCCAACCUGAAAGAAUUAUGUCAUGGGUACAAUUACAUUUGUAUUUAUGUUCUAAACCAUUUCCAGCCGAAGUAAUGGAACUGGACCCUGCGGAUAGGACCCUAGACAAGAGAGUUAAAGUGAAUAAAUGGGGGUUCGGUAACUUGAACAGAUUCUUGCAAAGGUAUAACAAAGUUACAAAGGCUAUCACCAAAGAAUUUAUCGACUAUAUAUUCAAUACUAUUGUUCCUGUAAUUCUUCGAGAAUUUUUUAAGGAUAUUGAAGCUUGGGGUAAUAACACAUUAUGGUUGUCAGAUUCUUCAUUAUAUUUCUUAAUUUCUUUCCUGGAGAAAUGUGUUACAAUUGAUCAACUUUAUCCCUUGAUUGAGCCACAUUUACAAAUUAUUUUUGAAAAUGUUAUCUUCCCAUGUUUGUGUGCUAAUGAACAAUCCAUCGAAUUAUUAGAAGAUGACCAAGAGGAAUAUACCAGGCGUUAUUUCGACAUUAAUAGAGAAGGCUCUACGCCAGAUGCUGCUUCAGCAGAUUUCAUAUUCUUGAUUGGGUCCAAACGUCCUGAGAAACUUAACAAUAUUUUGCCGUUCAUUAAUGAUAUUUUUACUAGAUUUGAUGCCAAUUCCAGCGAUAUAAGCAUGGCAUUUAAAGAAGAAGGUGCUUUGAGAACCUUGUCCAAUUUGUUUUCGUUUAUAGAUGAACCAUCCAUUCUGGAGAAUAUUUUUGGACACUUCAUCGUGCCAUUGUUAUCGCAGGAUAAAUACAUGUUUUUGGUUGCAAGAAGUUUGGAAACAAUAGCGCUGUACUCAGAAGAAUUCAAAGAUAUGAACAUUUUGUCACAAUUAUUUGAGUUAACAUACACCAACUUCUUAAACAGUAAUGUUUUACCGGUGCAAAUUGAAGCUGCCGAUGCCAUCAAGUGUUUGAUAGUAUCUAAUCCUCAAAUCCACCCGGCGGUCUCUGCACAUGUUCCAGGUAUGAUGGAAAAGUUAUUGAAAUUGUCCAAAAUCUUUGAAAUUGAUAUCUUAUCUGAAGUCAUGGAGGCACUAGUGGAGAGAUUUUCAGAUGAAUUAUCCCCUUUUGCUAAAGAUUUAGCAUCGAAUCUAGUUGAACAAUUUUUGCGUAUUGCUCAAGGGUUGGUAGAGAAUCCAUCGGAAACCUACAGCGCAAGUGACCAAGAGCAGGAAAUCCAAGCCAGCGGAUUAUUACAAACGAUGACGACUAUGGUCAUGUCAAUGAAUAAGGUUUCAUUAAUCGAGUCCUUAGCUCCGGUAGUCAAAUUUGUUGUACUUCAUGCGCAAAUCUCAUUCAUCACUGAAGCUGUCGACUUACUAGAUGCCUUAACUAUUUCAUCACAUCUACUUUAUAACCAAAUUGCACCUCCAAUAUGGGAAUUGUUACAUGAUAUAUUGGAUUCCUUUCAAACUUAUGCCAUGGACUAUUUUGAAGCUUACAGUAUUUUUUUCGAAACCAUUGUCAUGACUGGCUUCCCACAAGAUCAAACUUACGUACAACCUUUGCUGGAAAUCCUGUCUGCUAAAUUAGAAAGUGAAGUUGACUACGACAUCGAGCAUGUCAUGCAAAUUCUAAUGUAUUUCGCACUUUCUAUGAGGGACAUUCCAUUAUUCAGUAAAGCUAUCAAAGUAUCCGCCAAUGAUGAGCUGGGAUUGGACUCCAAAAGCAUUGUUAAACUAGGACUGGCCAACUUAUUUGCUAAACCAAUCGAAACUUUACAAAUCAUGGAAACUGAAGGUUUUACUAUAAAUUUCUUCACCAACUGGUUUAAUGAAAAGUUCUACAGUGUAUUCACCAUCAAAUUACAAAUUCUGGUCAUUUUGACCCUUUUGAAGUUACCUGAAAUCCCUAAUAGUGUCAGCCCACUAUUGAGUAACUUGACUAAUAAACUGGUGGAAUUGACGUUAUCAUUGCCUAAGGCAAUUAGAAAUCGCGAUGCUGUCACUGAGGGCAAAUCCUUAGAAGGCGACCUGACCCCAGAAGAGGAGGAAGAAUACUUUAUUGAAUGUGAUGAUGAUAUGAAGGAGACAGUGUUGGACCAAAUUAAUGUUUUUCAAGAGGUACAUGCCUUUUUCAAGAAUUUGCAAAACGAAGAUGCCGGUAAGUACGAAAAAAUCAUAAAUUAUCUGGAUGAAUCAAAGAAAGAUUCAUUGCAGGUAAUUUUAGAGUUUGUUUCUCAACACUAA
Messenger RNA from Saccharomyces paradoxus, 2835 nucleotides. RefSeq names its product Sxm1p (gene SXM1). Gene Ontology annotation, cellular component: nuclear envelope; cytosol. Gene Ontology annotation, molecular function: small GTPase binding. Lineage: Eukaryota; Fungi; Ascomycota; Saccharomycetes; Saccharomycetales; Saccharomycetaceae. Gene Ontology annotation, biological process: protein import into nucleus. The coding region runs from base 1 to 2835 and encodes 944 amino acids. The record is from RefSeq and is a predicted model, not a curated record. The transcript has a single exon.